AUGAGCGAAGCAGAUGUGUUCCUGACACGCCAUGGUGCGCGUAUUGACAAAGAAGACAGGCACUGGCUGGCGAAGGCGGGCCACGGCCGCCGCGACGACCCGCAGCUCUCGGCGGCUGGACAUUUGGGCGCGGCGGAGCUGGCAGCGAAGUGCGCGGAGCUGCACGAGGAAAGGCCCUUCGCCCACAUCAUCAGCUCGCCGUUUGUGCGCUGUAUUGAGACGGCGGUGCCCGUGGCCCAGCGAUUGGGCCUUCCAAUCAAGGUCGAGCCGGGCAUUUGCGAGAUCCUGCAGGUCUUCCCGCCAGGCUUCCUGGACGCCGAGGAUCUGGAGAAGCAGUUCAAGUGCAUCGAUCUCUCCUACGAGCCCCACACGCUGCGCGGCGCCCUGCGCGGCGAAGCCUCGGAUGGCCAGGCGGCGCAGCGCGCCGCCCGCACCGCCCUGGCGCUGAGGGAGAAACUGCCUGGGCGCAUUCUUUUUGUCGGUCAUGGCGCAUCCUGCCUGGGAAUUGCCAGCGCUUUUGGCCGCGACGACUAUGUGGGCUACACCAGCUUGAGCCAUUUCGUGUUUGACGGCACUUGGAAGGUUCAGAGCUUCGGUGUUGUGGACCACUUGAGUGACAAAGAAACUUCACUCCGAAGCGCAUGGUGA
Durusdinium trenchii is the source of this 648-nucleotide messenger RNA. The record is from the annotation of a GenBank genome assembly. Lineage: Eukaryota; Dinophyceae; Suessiales; Symbiodiniaceae.